Messenger RNA from Alternaria postmessia, 1551 nucleotides. RefSeq names its product ribosomal RNA processing protein (gene RRP3). The coding region runs from base 1 to 1551 and encodes 516 amino acids. The transcript has 2 exons. Gene Ontology annotation, molecular function: nucleic acid binding; ATP binding; RNA helicase activity. The record is from RefSeq and is a predicted model, not a curated record. Lineage: Eukaryota; Fungi; Ascomycota; Dothideomycetes; Pleosporales; Pleosporaceae.
AUGCCAGGCGUCACAAAGAGAAAGCUUCCCAAAGACGCCGCCGUUGCGGCUGGCGCGUCUUCAAAGAAAGCGCGACCAUCGAAUGCGCCUGCGAAGAAAGUCCAGAAGAAGGCUGCACCACCACCAGAAUCCGAACCCAGCGAAUCCGACCGAGACUCUACGGACGAUGGAGAAGAAGAGGAUGUAGCGGAUGAUGCUACUCCAGAGGAAGAAGCCGGUUCCUCUACCGCCGCCACCGCAGACGCACCGAAGAAGACCUUCCGAGACCUCGGAAUCCGCGAAGAACUAUGCGACACGGUAGAAAGUCUCAACUACAAGAACCCAACUCCCAUUCAGGAACAAGCUAUACCUCUUGCCCUCGAAGGCAGAGAUGUGAUUGGACUGGCCGAGACAGGUUCCGGAAAGACGGCGGCAUUCGUCCUACCCAUACUCCAGUCGCUGCUCGAGAAGCCUCAACCGCUCUUCGGAUUGAUCCUGGCGCCUACUCGAGAAUUGGCAUACCAAAUCGCACAGCAGGUGGAUGCGCUAGGUAGCAUCAUCAACGUCAAGUGCGCGACGCUGGUGGGAGGUAUGGACAUGGUCCCUCAGGCUAUCGCCCUUUCCAAGAGGCCGCACAUCGUGGUGGCUACUCCAGGUCGCCUGCUCGACCAUUUGGAGAACACCAAGGGCUUCUCGCUCAAGCACCUCAAGUACAUGGUGCUCGACGAAGCCGAUCGUCUGCUCGACCUGGACUUUGGUCCAGUACUAGACAAAAUCCUGAAAGUCCUUCCCAGGGAAGGACGCCACACCUACCUCUUCUCCGCCACCAUGUCCUCCAAAGUAGAGAGUCUACAACGCGCAGCCUUGCAGAACCCGGUCCGUGUGAGCAUCAGCAGCUCGUCACAUCAAGUCGUCUCGACCCUCCUACAAAGAUACAUCUUCCUCCCCUUCAAGUGGAAGGAUCUGUACCUCAUUCACCUCCUCAACGACAACAUCGGCCACCCAACCAUCAUCUUCACGCGCACGGUCAACGAGACACAGCGUAUAUCCGUUCUUCUCCGCACCCUUGGCUUCGGAGCCAUCCCUCUACACGGUCAGCUAGGCCAAUCCGCUCGUCUCGGUGCACUCAACAAGUUCAAGUCCAAGAGUCGCGAUAUUCUCGUGGCCACCGACGUAGCAGCCCGUGGUCUCGACAUCCCCGCCGUCGACCUCGUUGUUAACUUCGACCUGCCAAGCGAUUCCCAGACCUAUGUCCAUCGUGUUGGUCGAACAGCCAGAGCUGGAAAGUCUGGUAAGGCUGUUUCGUUUGUCACACAGUACGACCUUGAGAUCUGGCUACGCAUCGAAAACGCGCUUGGCAAGAAGAUCCCGGAAGAGGUUAUCAACAAGGACGAGGCGAUGGUGUAUGCGGAGCGUGUUGGUGAUGCACAGAGGAUCGCCGUAAGGGAGAUGAAGGACUACCAUGAACAGCGAGGUAGCAGGGGCGGUCGCGGUGGGCGAGGUGGAGGAAGAGGAGGUCGUGGCGGGGGUGCAAGGAGAGGACGCGAUCAGAUGGAUACUGAGGAAGGUUAA